Messenger RNA from Cajanus cajan (pigeon pea), 768 nucleotides. NCBI's taxonomy places the organism in Eukaryota, Viridiplantae, Streptophyta, Magnoliopsida, Fabales, Fabaceae. The record is from RefSeq and is a predicted model, not a curated record.
CAUCUCAGCUUGUUCAAUGCUUCUAUGUUAGUCUGACUACAUUCCCUCAAGCUUUUUUGAUAAAGUUUGGCAUCAUAUUGUCAUCAAUGGUGCUUUUUGGUCUUGCUAUUUAAUUUUUUUAGAUAUCUGAUUUACCAUUAAAAAUAUUAAUGAGCAAUAGUUACAAUUCCACAAUGAUAAAUCAGGAGUUAAUAACAAGCCUGCUUUGGUUCCCCCUGUCAAGCUCUUUUGCUUGUGGAAUUGUUAUUGACAUUAGGUUAAAUAUAAACAUUGAUUUAUUAGUUGCUUCUCUUCAGAGAGUAGCAGAUGAGAGGACAGCUAAAGCCACAGAACUUGAGCAGAAGGUGGCACUUCUUGAGGUUGAAUGUGCAACUUUAAAUCAAGAACUACAAGACAUGGAAGCCCGUGUGCGCCGGGAACAAAAAAAGUCACCAGAAGAGGCAAAUCAAGUAAAACAGGCUGAAAUGCAAAAAAUGAGAGUUGAAAUGGCUGCCAUGAAGAGGGAUGCUGAGCAUUACUCACGUCAGGUAAUAAUUAUGUGUUCCUUUAAUAUUCUCUUGAAUAAAAUUUAAAUUCACCAGUUGGAUAUAGAAAUAAAUAAAACCUCCGUGUUUCUUUGUGGGCAAAACUUAGACUUAAUGGUCAUACUGCUGCAUUUCCAGUGAAAUUUUCAAGUAACGUCCUCGUGUACUGCAUCAUUUUCUGUAGUUUUUAUCAUAUAAGCUGUCUUGUUUCUAAUUUUGGGGUUAAAUAACAGUAAAAACACUU